Messenger RNA from Archocentrus centrarchus (flier cichlid), 883 nucleotides. RefSeq names its product retinol-binding protein 1-like. The record is from RefSeq and is a predicted model, not a curated record. Gene Ontology annotation, molecular function: lipid binding. The coding region runs from base 251 to 667 and encodes 138 amino acids. The transcript has 5 exons. Lineage: Eukaryota; Metazoa; Chordata; Actinopteri; Cichliformes; Cichlidae.
AGUUAAUUAACCCAUCAACACCACGCACAAGUUGGCAACUGCGUUGGUCACUUACGUAGGUUACGUCGCCGGCUUUACAAAGGUUCACAGCAGAAGUGUUGAUUCUGCAAUCAAGAGCCGGUUCGUGCACGCCUAUUUUACCGAUCUAAAGCGGCAGCAGAUCUGUGGGAUCCAGACAGGACUGGAGGAAAAGCAAGAAGAACGAAAAGCAGGAAUCUCUGGAAUUUCGUAAGGACCAAACAAACAAAAAAUGUCUAAACCUAAUUACACCGGCACCUAUCACAUGAUGGAGCAGGAGAAUAUGGACGCCUACUUGACAGGUUUAGACGUUAACAUUGCUCUGAGGAAGAUCGUGUGUAUGCUGACGCCCACUAAAGAGAUCACCCAUGACCCGGAGACAGGUGCCAUGAAAAUCAACACAGUCACCACCUUCAAGAACUUCAACAUGGAUUUCAUUAUUGGAAAAGAAUUUACGGAGGACCUGGGGAUAGUGGACGGCCGUACCUGUCAGACUACAGUGGAUUGGGAUGGAGACAAGCUGGUUUGUGUACAGCGAGGCGAGAAAGAGGGACGAGGCUGGACGCACUGGCUGGAGGGUGACAAGCUGCAUUUGGAGAUGAGAGUUCAAGGCAUCGUAGCCAAGCAAGUCUUCAAGAAGGCUGAUUGAAGUCACUGGAAAAUGUUUACAGUGAAUAAUCGUAUUUUAAAAGUAGCUGUUGUCAUGUUUAUAGCAUUAUUAACAGUAUAUUUUAAAUAUAACAAGAAAACUGAACAUUUGUGAAACAUUUGUGUUCUUUCAGAUGGUUUUAACAAAGAGAGCAGUAGAGACUUUGUGCAGUAUGAGGAAGGAAGUUUACAAUCUUAUAAAGAAGUCACGAAUCUG